CGUGCAAUACUUUUGUUUCCUGGUAGAAUGAAAAGGCUGACGUAUGUAACUUUAAACGAGCAGAGUUGGCGUGCUUUAAUCCGUCAACCAAUUCAACCUGACCUGCUGAAUUUCUUUGGAAACCUUAUGAAUGAAUACAAAAAAGUUAUAAAUGAUAUCGAUGAGCUUUGUUUGAAAUUUUAUGAAGUUUAUGAGAGGAUGCAUAUGUACCCAGAUUCAGAUAAAAAUGAAAACGAAGACACUGUGAUGCACUAG
This is a messenger RNA of Funneliformis caledonium, 255 nucleotides long. The record is from the annotation of a GenBank genome assembly. NCBI's taxonomy places the organism in Eukaryota, Fungi, Glomeromycota, Glomeromycetes, Glomerales, Glomeraceae.